AUGGUGGGUGUACCACACAGUACAGGCUGUGCUCUCUGUCGCGAAAGACACAUCAAGUGCGACGAGGCGGUCCCCGGAUGCACCCAAUGCCAGCGAUACGGCCGUACCUGUCCAGGAUACAGGCGUACGUUCAGAUUUCAAGAUGAAGGCCCCAGUCUCGCACGACGAAACCGCUCUCUGCCUCGGGGACGAGGCCGUGAGCAGAAUUCAGCAUCGAUCGCAACUACCCCCGCCUGGGCAGCUGCAGGUGCAGCUCCACAUGCACGGCAGAUCGAGGCGCUCGGACCUACUGAUGGAGGAGGCACCGGCGUUGCGACGGUAGUGCGCGAAAAUGCGAUCGCGUUAAUGCGCCGGCAUUCGGCUACUCUUGCGCUGGACGAAAAUGUCUCGCCGUCUCUGGUGCGCAAGACGUUCAAAGCCGCACAGCCACAGCUGUUCCUGGAUUUUAUCGGUGCAUCGUUCCCCACUUUGUACUUCCAUAACUUAUUCCGCGCAAACGGGGGUCCGGGCUUCGCGGAGCAUAUUGUUCAGAAUUUCGGGCAAGAUGCGUAUUUUGAUUCGGCGGUUUGUUGCUUGAGCUCUGUUUAUUUGGCGCAUCUCACACAGGACCGAGCUCUUCUUCGGAUUAGUCGCAGGAUGUAUGGUAUUUCUCUGGGUGAGAUUGUUCGUGCGCUUUCAAUCGGUGAUUUGGCUAUGUCUGAUAACAUGCUCUGUACCGCUAUGAUGUUGAGUGUUUACGAGAUGUAUGCCCAGACAUCUCCGGGUGCCUGGGUUGUGCAUUCUGACGCAGUGAGAAGGCUCAUGAUAAGCCGUGGCCCCAGUCAGCACACUGUAGGGAUAGGAAGAUCGUGCUGGAUUGCAUUUCGAGGCUUUCAUGUCGCUACAGCUAUCAGUCAGGGGAAGCCUUGCUUUCUGGACCAGGAAGAAUGGCAGGAUUACACUACUAAGCUUAUGGCUGAAGACUCUAUAAAGCCAGGAGAGUGGGCAGCCUACGGACUUAUCUCUGACAAGGCCUUCAUGGAGAUAGUCAAGUGUCCAAGAUAUAUCAGCGAAGCCAGGGACAUUCUCUCCAGCCCUACAGAGUCACUUCAUGACGCUGGAAGUUUAAUGCAGCGGAUUGAGGAUACGUCUCGCAGGCUGCACAUCUUAUGCGCCGAGUUGCGCUCCUGUAUCAGUGCUCAUGUCCAGCGCCAACAAGGCAUCACUCGACGUCCGAGUACGUUCGUCGGCCCCGUCCCGGAGAUCUUCCCAGAAACCGGCCCAUCACUGCUUCUCCGCGGAGCAGAGAACAUGCAAGGCACUCUUGGGCAGUUAUGUGAUCGUCUAGAAGGCAAGCUGCGUUGUCGGGUCGUUGAAGAUUUCUCGCCUGGGUCAGGGACAGGCACGCUGAGCGAUGGGAGUGCUGGUACACCAUCGCCACAACCCGUCAGUAUAGAUACAACAACGCUGCCGUUUCGAAUAUAUUCUGAGCUGGGGCGUGGUCCAUCUCAAACUUCGGACCAUGAUGACCCCCGUGCGGUGAUCUGGCUAGAUCGUGUCGCUUCGUCGAUGGGUGUUCUGGGUACGAAGAUAAUAACGGAGAAUGCAGACCCUAUCAAAUGUAUUGAAGGAGUGCCACGGGAAUCGGAUCCUAGUUGA
Messenger RNA from Penicillium longicatenatum, 1638 nucleotides. RefSeq names its product Zn(II)2Cys6 transcription factor. Gene Ontology annotation, biological process: regulation of DNA-templated transcription. NCBI's taxonomy places the organism in Eukaryota, Fungi, Ascomycota, Eurotiomycetes, Eurotiales, Aspergillaceae. Gene Ontology annotation, molecular function: zinc ion binding; DNA-binding transcription factor activity, RNA polymerase II-specific. The transcript has 2 exons. The coding region runs from base 1 to 1638 and encodes 545 amino acids. The record is from RefSeq and is a predicted model, not a curated record.